Molecule: messenger RNA, 2021 nt
Organism: Schistocerca gregaria
Lineage: Eukaryota; Metazoa; Arthropoda; Insecta; Orthoptera; Acrididae
Exons: 3
Coding region: 25-357 (110 amino acids)
Source: RefSeq, a predicted model, not a curated record
ACUGCUCAGCUCCGAGCCAAAGUCAUGAGGCAUCUUCUGGUGAUGGUUUCAGCGUUUGCUGUGCUUGCCACAUCCGUGUCACUGGACACUGUCGAAGAGAGCUGCUCAGGGAGUUGUCCCGAGGAAACUCUUUAUGACUGCAGACAGAAUAUGGCCACCAGGAGGUACUACAAAUUCAGCCAUCCAUGUCGUUCAUGGCAGUGCGAGUGCAAAACUGGGACACAUUUCAACUCGGUGGAUCUUCGUCACUGCAACGAUCUUACGGUAGACUACUGUCCAUCUGGAGAGGUGCUGCUCCAGGGAAAUUCUAAGAACGGUAGUGAAAGCGCAGAACCUCGUCUCCUAUACCCGCAGUGAGCUUCCAGUGCACCACUUAUUCAAAUCACUUCAUACACUACUUUCAAGUGGCUCUCCACGACACAUUUACCAAAAAAGUGAAACUCUUGUCAUAUGAAAUGGAAACCAACCUGCAGGUUAUCCACAUCUUUCCAAUUACAUCAAUAAAUAUUUAAGAGUAUGUGAAAAUUUCAAAAGCUUUGUAAUUAACAGCGUGUGUAGUUGAGAUGAUGUCAGUGAUCAGUCUAGUACUGCAAAGCUUACCAAAAACGUUGUGAUUCAUUCUCUACAAACACAGAAGGUGCAUGUGACACGUUUCACUAUACUACAACCAAAACUUUGGACAAAUAAUUUCACACAUGUUCUCUCUGAAUAUAUGUCAUGCAACUUAUACUACAUGAGGGUCUAAAAUAAAGAAUUAUUUGUAAACUUGUUUGACACAGAAACCAAUCAGAUGUUCUUAUUGGUCUGCGCCAAGACGGAUCCAAAAUAUAUAGUAAACAUACGUCAUUGUGGACGUGUUCUUCACAGAAAAGAGGUUUUGGUACCUAACAGCUUCUGUUGUUGUGAGGUUGUUUGUGCUCGGUCUGAUACUGCUGUGCUAGCUAAGACGCAGUGAUCCAUUUUCUACAAUCAGUGGAGAGGCAUUAAGUACGUUUCAGUACUUUACACACUGAUCUCUGCAAUGUUAAUUUGAAAAAGGUCAAAAAAUUUUAGUGUAGCUUGUGCUUUUUAAAGAUACACAAUAAGAAUAUUUCUAUACAUUUAGCCACCACAAUAAAAUAGUCAUGAGUUCUUACUGGCCUCGGUACCACAGAUGUACCAAGUGGGAAUAAUAAAUCUUUGUGGAUACAUUCCUCUGAAAAAAAGGUGCUGUUGAGGGAAUCUCCUCUUAAUAGCUUCUACCCCUAUUGAUCAUUAUGAUUGUGUAAUAUUUAGAUCUGUAAAUUAUGAAAACUGCAAGCUGUCUACAUUAAUAAAUAAGUUUCAGUUUGAAAGAUGCUUUCACUAAUUAGGAAGAAUAUCUACAAACUGAAUGAAUGUGAUUUCACAGAACUUACAAGUGGACUUUGUCUUCUAUGUAACCAAAGGCCACACAGAGAAUGCUAAUAGUACUUCCCAUAGCAUUAAAGAACUCCAUCAUGUUUCAAAAUUUAGUAGAAGAUACUGUUUCACUUACAUUUUUAUCAGCUGAUAGGGAUGCUCUAUUGAAACUAGCAUAGUACAGUGAGAUUUCUUGUGUCACUCUUCUUUAUGUUCCCUUAUGUUUAAUGUGUUCAUAAACAGUAGCGCUGCCUUGAAAGAUAGUUCCUUUCAGAUUACGCUGGUACUAUAGCUCCCUACUUAGCACUCAUAUACAACCGCUCGAUCACCGAUAGAUCUGUACCUACAGAUUGGAAAAUUGCGCAGGUCGCACCAGUGUUUAAGAAGGGUAGUAGGAGUAAUCCAUUUAACUACAGACCUAUAUCAUUGACGUCGGUUUGCAGUAGGGUUUUGGAGCAUAUACUGUAUUCAAACAUUUUGAAUCACCUCGAAGGGAACGAUCUAUUGACACGUAAUCAGCAUGGCUUCAGAAAACAUCGCUCUUGUGCAACGCAGCUAGCUCUUUAUCCGCACGAAGUAAUGGCCGCUAUCGACAGGGGAUCUCAAGUUGAUUCCGUACUUCUAGAUUUCCGGAAAGCUUU